Molecule: messenger RNA, 3296 nt
Organism: Spinacia oleracea (spinach)
Lineage: Eukaryota; Viridiplantae; Streptophyta; Magnoliopsida; Caryophyllales; Amaranthaceae
Product: cation-chloride cotransporter 1
Exons: 13
Coding region: 469-3243 (924 amino acids)
Biological process (GO): transmembrane transport; monoatomic ion transport
Cellular component (GO): membrane
Molecular function (GO): chloride:monoatomic cation symporter activity
Source: RefSeq, a predicted model, not a curated record
UGUAUGGAUGAGGGCCUGGUAUUUUUACAACCCCAUAAUUUUACUCUACUAUUAUUAUUAUUAUUAUUAAUUUUUUUUCUUUAUUGUUAAUGUUAUUAUUAGUAAGAGGGAAUGGUGAUUGCCGGAAAUUCAAUGGGGCGGAGGGGUUGUCGGAGUUAGUGGAGUAUGAAGGGGUGAGCAGAUGAUGAUGAUGAUGGAAAGGGUGAGUUUCUUAUAGAGGGCAAAUGUGUACUUUUACUCAAAAAACACGGGCGUUUUCAGGAAAAUCAAGGCGUCGUUUAACAACACCCAAAAAUAAAAUAAAAAAUCCUCAAACUCCAAAUCGUAUAGUGGCAUCUGCUAUUCCUCCCGCCUCCAACAAAACCACCAUCUCGUAGUUGUAUCACCACCUCUAGUCGGCGGUGCCCCUCCCAACCACCUCUCCUUCGCCGCUGCAGCCCUUAUAGUUUUGCUGUCUUUGGCAGGAAAAUGAAUGUCAGCACGGAGGAAGACAUCCAGCCAGAUGGGAGCGAAAGCUCAUCAGCUACAAAUGCUGAUGUAAAUGGUAUUCAAAGGGAGUCAAAAUUGGAAUUGUUUGGUUUUGAUUCUCUUGUGAAUAUUUUAGGUCUUCGAAGUAUGACUGGAGAGCAGAUUCAAGCCCCGUCUAGUCCUAGAGAUGGGGACGAUGUGUCCAUUAUCCUUGAGCGCCCAAAGGAUUCUGAUGUCAAGUUGGGAACCUUGAUGGGAGUAUUUUUGCCAUGCUUGCAAAGUAUUCUGGGGAUCAUAUACUACAUCCGAUUUACUUGGAUUGUUGGUAUGGCAGGCAUAGGUGAGUCCUUAUUUCUCGUGUCGUUCUGCUGCAUGUGCACGUUCUUGACAGCUGUGUCGUUAAGUGCAAUUGCAACAAAUGGUGCAAUGAAGGGUGGGGGACCAUAUUAUCUCAUUGGCCGUGCUCUUGGUCCAGAAGUCGGUGUCAGCAUUGGGCUUUGUUUCUUUCUGGGAACUGCAGUUGCUGCAUCACUCUAUGUGUUGGGAGCUGUUGAAACAUUCCUCAGUGCUGUGCCAAGUGCUGGGAUUUUUACAGAAACCAUUACAAAGGUGAAUGGCACAACUGUCAGCCCCAUUCACCAGCCGAGUGUUCAUGAUCUGCAAAUUUAUGGGAUUGUGGUGACCAUCAUCCUCAUUUUUAUUGUAUUUGGUGGUGUAAAGAUGAUCAACCGAGUAGCACCUGCUUUCCUCAUACCGGUGUUGUUCUCAGUGUUCUGUAUAUUUAUUGGAAUAUUUGCGUCUAAAGAAGACAAGCCUGUUGAGGGAAUUACUGGCAUGAGUUUAACGACUUUCAAAGACAACUGGAGUUCUGCUUACCAAAUGACUAAUAAAGCUGGCAUACCUGAUCCUAAUGGAUCGACCUAUUGGAGUUUCAACGCAUUGGUUGGCCUUUUCUUUCCUGCUGUAACGGGCAUCAUGGCUGGUUCAAAUCGCUCUGCCUCCCUGAAAGAUACUCAGUAUUCAAUCCCUGUUGGAACAUUGGCUUCACAACUCUCAACCACUGGUCUGUAUCUAAUCUCAGUUUUGAUAUUUGGGGCUUUUGCAACAAGGGAAAAGCUUCUGACGGACAGGUUACUUACAGCAACAGUUGCUUGGCCUUUUCCAGUAAUUAUUUACGUGGGAAUUAUUCUGUCAACUCUGGGCGCUGCUCUCCAGAGUUUGACUGGUGCGCCACGCUUAUUAGCAGCAAUUGCAAAUGAUGAUAUUUUACCUGUUCUUAAUUACUUCAAGGUAGCAGAUGGGGGCGAACCGUAUAUUGCCACUCUCUUUACUGCCUUCAUUUGUCUUGGGUGUGUCGUGAUUGGGAAUCUGGAUCUCAUCUCUCCCACAAUCACUAUGUUUUACCUGCUGUGCUAUGCGGGUGUGAACUUAUCCUGCUUCCUUCUGGACCUUCUUGAUGCUCCUAGCUGGCGCCCGCGGUGGAAAUUUCACCAUUGGAGCCUCUCACUUUUUGGAGCAACUAUUUGCUUAGUGAUCAUGUUCUUGAUCUCCUGGUCAUUCACGAUUGUAUCUCUUGCCCUUGCAUGCCUUAUUUACAAAUAUGUGUGCAUCAAAGGGAAAGCAGGCGAUUGGGGUGAUGGUUUCAAGAGUGCUUAUUUUCAACUUGCCCUUCGAAGCCUUCGUUCUCUUGGAGCAAAUCAAGUGCAUGCAAAGAACUGGUAUCCUAUCCCGUUGAUCUUCUGCCGGCCUUGGGGUAAGCUGCCAGAGAACGUACCAUGUCACCCCAAACUUGCAGAUUUUGCGAAUUGCGUGAAAAAGAAAGGUCGUGGAAUGUCAAUCUUUGUCUCCAUCCUUGACGGCGACUAUCUUGAAUGUGCUGAGGAUGCCAAAAUUGCCUGCCAGCAGUUGAGUUCAUACAUUGAAUACAAGCAGUGUGAAGGUGUUGCAGAAGUAGUUGUAGCUCCCGACAUGUCUGCUGGCUUCCGUGGUAUUAUCCAAACCAUGGGCCUCGGAAAUCUUAAACCUAACAUCGUGGUAAUGCGGUACCCUGAAAUUUGGCGUCGUGAAAACCUUACAGAAAUUCCAUCCACCUUUGUUGGAAUAAUAAACGACUGCAUUGUAGCAAACAAAGCAGUUGUCAUAGUCAAGGGUCUUGAGGAAUGGCCCAAUGUAUUUCAACGGCAGUUUGGCACAAUCGAUCUGUAUUGGAUUGUACGAGAUGGAGGUCUCAUGUUGCUUCUCUCACAGCUUCUUUUGUCUAAGGAGAGCUUUGAGAAUUGCAAAAUUCAAGUGUUUUGCAUAGCAGAAGAAGAAACUGAUGCCGAAAUCCUCAAAGGAGAUGUAAAGAAGUUUCUAUAUGAUCUUCGAAUGCAGGCAGAAGUUAUUGUUAUUACAAUAAAAACAUGGGAUGCUCAAGCAGAUGAUGAAUCAAUCAAAGCAUUUACAGGUGCUCAAAGCCGGGUUGCUGAUUACAUGUUGAAGAUGAAAGAAACAGCUGAGAGGAAAGGGGAAGGUAGUCCUUUAAUGGCUGAUGGUAAACCUGUAAUUGUGAAUGAACAGCAGGUGGAGAAGUUUCUUUACACAACCUUGAAGUUGAAUUCAACUAUGCUCAGAUACUCGAGAAUGGCGGCUGUUGUACUUGUUAGCUUACCACCGCCACCUCUCCACCACCCGUCAUACUUUUAUAUGGAAUAUUUGGAUCUUUUGGUUGAAAAUAUUCAGAGGCUUUUGAUUGUAAGAGGAUACAGGAAAGAUGUGGUCACGUUGUUUACAUAACUUUUGGACCCCUAAUUUUUGCAAUGAGGAUCAACCAGAAACUUGGAAUGGCA